AUGGAAAGCCAAGCAAACCAGGCGGACUGGGAAACAACAGACGUUCUCAUCUGCGGAUGCGGGCCCACGGGCGCAAUGUUGUCCGGGUAUUUGGGCAAGCUUGGGAUUAACAACAUUCUACUCGAGAAAGAAGCUGCCAUCACCACUGAUCCUCGCGGUAUCGCCCUUGACGAUGAUGGCAUUCGGCUACUGCAGGGUCUUGGCUUAUAUGAACAUGUUUUUACUGAGAUCGGUUCUUAUAUUGCCAAGGCCAAAUUUAUUAGCGGGACGCAUCAAAAUCUGCACGCGAAGCAUUUUCUGCAUUUCGAUAUGGCUUCGAGCGAAGGACAAACAGGGCAUGUGGGUAUCCUGGCUCACAAGCAGCCCAUUCUCGAGAAACAUCUCCGAUCUACUAUCGAGGAAGCCGAUAGCUGCGAAUUGCGGAGUAGCUGCACGUUAACUUCAAUCUCUGAAGACGAAAACUGGGUCUACGCAACAUAUGAUGACCCCCUGGGGAGAGAAAGGCGUAUUCGUGCGAAAUUCCUCGCUGCUGCGGAUGGUAAGACUGGAUUCACGCGCAAGAUGUAUUUAGAGCCGAAGGGGAUUCGACUCGAAUGGGCAGAGCAAACCAAGUAUGAAGAGACAUGGGUUGCACUAAAUUGGAAACUCCAUCUUCCAACAAAAGAAACCCACCCUUCAUUCCCACUAUGGAAUUUGGGAUACACACCUGAGCAAGUCUAUGACCUCUUCUUCCCCGUCGACUUUCGGUUCCUUUGCAACCCAGAUCGCCCAGCCGUAUGCGGCCGAUUUGGUCUUUCAGAAGAUCGUCUGUGGCGAUUUGAGUUCGUUAUCGCUGCCGAUGAGGAUGGCGUGGAGAUGGCAUCGGAGAAAAAAGUCCGCGAUGUUGUGUACCCGUAUUUGACGCAUUCGGGGAGUCGCUAUGGUUUGAAACAAGACGUGUCAUACCCAGAAGACUGUAUCGAGGUCCUGCGGUCACGGCCAUUUCGAUUCUCAGCUCGAAGUUGCAACAAAUGGAGUCUCAAUCGAGUGAUUCUCUGCGGCGAUGCAGCACACGUCUUUCCACCAUUUGGUGGACAAGGAAUUACAUCCGGAUUCCGAGAUGCAAUCUCACUAGCCUGGCGACUGGCAAUCGCAUGCAAACCCGGUUCCAAUCUCGACUACGAGCACCUGCUGACAGGCUGGUAUCUGGAACGAAAACAGCAGCUUGAUGCUUCACUCGCUAGUACUGUUCGAAAUGGUGACAUGGUGAAUGGGAAAAACUGGAGUCACAUUUUCUUCGCAAUUGGGGUCUUUGGUUUCUGCAAUUGGUUCCAAAUUGGAAGCACUGGCUUGAACGUGGGCCCCGAGGAGCCGGACCUACCCGGUACACGCAUACGUCCGAGAUGCCCUUUCUACCGGAAUUUGGUGGUGACUUACUGCAUGAGUCUGAGAGACGGCUCAGAAGUGCAAUUUACCGACGACGUGAUAUUCUUCGGCAAGAAGGGGAUUUUCCAGAUUGUGGUUCUACUGAAUACUCUCGAUGAAGUGGAAUCAGCUAUACAAGACAUGGAAGAGGUCAAGGCGGCCGAAGAUCUUAUUUCUCCAGCUGAAGCUACUUUCUUCGUGCCUCGGGUUGCUUGCGAGUCGGCGCCUGCGGGUCGGCUGGAUGCAGUGGUUGCCCGGCCGCUCUUCCGCACAGCGUCAAGCGACGAGUUUGCUCAUUCGACUCUUUGCAAUUCCCGACCAGAGCCGCGGGGAUAUAGUGAGUCUCUGAUUUGGGAUACUAUAGAAGUAAAGCGAUAUGUGGUACUCAGAUUGGAUCGUUUCGUUUUUGCUACUUGUAAUUCUAAGACCGAAUUGGAGCGGGUCUUGAGACAAUUGAGCACUUUGUUUUAG
Penicillium cosmopolitanum is the source of this 1875-nucleotide messenger RNA. RefSeq names its product monooxygenase. The transcript is spliced from 7 exons. The record is from RefSeq and is a predicted model, not a curated record. Gene Ontology annotation, biological process: 3-(3-hydroxy)phenylpropionate catabolic process. NCBI's taxonomy places the organism in Eukaryota, Fungi, Ascomycota, Eurotiomycetes, Eurotiales, Aspergillaceae. Bases 1 to 1875 code for a protein of 624 amino acids. Gene Ontology annotation, molecular function: 3-(3-hydroxyphenyl)propionate hydroxylase activity; FAD binding.